GAGACAAACCCUGGGUGGAUAGCAGCGAGAGAGACGUGGAACUGAUCGUUUGCAGCCUCGAAGAGAUGGAGUGGGCCUGAGAUUGAGAUACAGAGGCAGCGGGUGGAGUACUACAGGCCGGCAGAGAGGGCCUUGGCUCCGGCCCACAGUCAGCUUACACUGUGAGGGAGCAGGAGUGUCAGGCUCAGGGAUAGAGAGGGACAGGGGAAACCCUGGAGAGACUGGCUGCCAGUUACUGCAGGGAUACAGUGUCUCCUGGGAGAAAUCCUGCAGGAGAAAGCAGAAUAUUUUAGGAAAACCUUGCAGGAGUAGGAAAACGUGAUAAAUUCCGCAGGAGAAAAAUAUCUUGAAAUAAAUCUUGCAGGGGAUAGGAGAAUAUCCUGAAAGAAAUCUUGUAGGAUAGAGAACAUCCUGGAUGUUGCAAGAAAGAGAAGAACGUCCAGAGAUAAAUAAUUCCUGCAAUAAGAGGGGGAGGGGGGUGGAGAGAACAUCCAGAGCUAAAUCCUGCAGUGAGAGAGAGGGAAGCAUCUUGGAGAGACGAAGGCUGCAGACUUACCGGCGGAAGAGAACAAAAUGGAAUAGCCUGACAGGCAAAUAACCAUAAGUAGAAGUACAGGGAAUCAGGAAAGAAAGCAGGAAGCCUGCUUACAGGAGUGUACAGGAGCUAGAGGAAAUAAAGGGAGCAACCAAAAAAAGUAGAGGAUUUUUUUAAAAAGCACAAAAACAGGAAAUAUACAGAAGAGAACAAGUUGCGUAAGUGAUGCACAAUGUGCAAAGAAGUACAGAAAGGACAAUGAGUUGGAAAGACAGCACAAUUUAGGCAAACGGAGGUAGAGACGCACACAGAUUUCCCUAUAUUUAUCAACACACAGGCCUCCUGGGAGGGUCAAGUGCUGCUGUGAUGAAUAAAGACUUGUGCAUCCAUUCCUGGCCUGGUUCUUACUAUCUAGACAGUGAGAAACGAUGGGUUUAUGGCAAAUUGUCGCUCACACCGUGCCAGUUGGCAUUCACAUCCGACAAAGAGGGGCUCACACUGAUCAGCUUCAAACUCUCUGCCAUCACCGGCAUCAAGAAGGAGGCAUCCAGCUUCAUAUUCAGCUCACUCACUGUGCUGGUGGGCGGCAACGAGAAGCACUGGUUCAGCUCACUGCAACCCAAUCGGACAGUGGUGUUCAACGUCAUCGAGCACUUCUGGCAAGCGCAGUUGCUUUCAUCUGAAGGGGUGGAGGUAGAGGCCAGCCCGGAUCGUAUGUCGAAGGGGAGGCAGCUUAUCAACCUGGCCUCCAGCUCUCACCAGCGCUUGGAAGAUACAGCCAAAGUACUGCAUCAUCAGGGAGAGCAGUUUGACUGCAUCAUGAAAGGGCUGGACAAGAUCGAGUCAGACAUGGAUGUGGCAAACAGACUGUUAACUGAGCUGGAGUCUCCACCGUGGUGGCCGUUCAGCAGUCGUCUCCGAAAGGCUCAACAGGAAACAAAGAAUCAGUCAGAAUACCCGGCCUCUGCCUCGAAAGCUUUCGGGAAGGAAGGCUUGAUAUUAAAAGUCCCUGUGCUUUACUCCCAAGGUCCGGACCCCAUCCUCAAACAGGGCACACUUGCAGUCCUUUGCUCAGGUCUGGAAAUCUGUGAUUCAAACGAGCAGCUUGUGCACAAGUACCGACGGGAGGAAGUCGACGAUGUUAAAGUGCAGAGCCCUUAUGAGAUAGUUGUCCGCCAGAGGUUCAUAGGGAAGCCCGACAUCUCCUUUACCCUGCAGUCUGCGAGGAUGACUGAUGUUGUUUCCAUUGUAGAGAUACAAUACUCCAAAAAAGUGCAAUUCAGAGAGGAUCUGUUGGGGCUCUUCAAACCAGAGGAAUCUCCUGUUUCAGAGAAUCUUGGCAUGGGCGGCUCCAUAUGGAAUGCAGCAGCUGGCUUCUUGGAUAAAGUUAUGCAUCCUGUUUCGGCAAGCGGUGGACAGAUGUCCCAACAAGUAUCUGAGCAGACAGUUUCAGAGGCCGAAGCCCAAGAGCUGAGACAGAUCCUGCGGAAGUUGAAGAGUAUUGCGCUGGACACUGAAGCUGAGCUGGAACGCCAGGAUGAAGUGCUGGAUAUCAUUGGCUCCUCCACAGACCAGGCGACAUCCCGGGUAAACAUGAGUCACAGACGGAUGCGGAAACUCCUGUAGGACUUGAGCUGACCAAAUACUGCAGUGCUCAGUCAUAUUCAGUGCGGCUUGCUCUUCAUCAAGACCUCAGCAUUUGGAGAGAAUGCUUCAAACAGCUGGUACAACAGUGGCAAAGAUGGCAGUGAAUCGGGUUUGCCCAUUCCUUAAAAGUUUGAAGAGAAGGACAUGUUUGCCUGGACUUAGCUUGGGAAUGUUGACAAACUUUAUAUAAAUUGUUGCCACAACCUGUGGCCAGUCUGCAGUUCUGUUGUCUUGGCCUUAGAAAGGCCUCACCACCAACAUGUCAACAUCCAUAGAGGAGCCAGGAAAAUGCUCCUGUCAACCAGAGACCAUUUCCAUGGCAACUGUCUUAGAAUCUAAUGCUUAUCCUGUUUUAAAACUCUAUAAAAGUCUAGCCAAUGGUAAACUUUCAAAUUCAGAUACUUUCUGAUUUGCAAUCUGUAAAACAUAGCUUGUUUAAAAGUAUAAUUGAAUGUAGAAGCCUUAUUAGUGCAAUAAUAUGGGCUUUUUUAAGGCAUUGAGAUAGAAGUGCCCCGAGCCAGUUUAUUUCUGUGUUGAGAAUGCCUUUCCUGUUUGCUUGUGAAUUUACAGCUGACACGCCAUAGCUUUAGCAUGCAGGGAAAGUCAUGCAAAGCUGUUAAGUGUGUGGAAAAAUGUCCUCUUAUAUCUUGAAGCUUGGACAAAUUUUACUGCCACAUGCCGUAUCGUUGCUUCCUCAGGCUUUUCCUGGUGAAACCCAUCCACUAGAGAUCAUUAGCAAGUGCCAAUAAUGCACAGUUGGUCAAGCAGUUUGUUAAAGGGGAAAGGAGGUUAAUUUUUCUGGUGAGGCACAUCACCCAAAAUGUUGCUCUUUUGAGAUUCUGAUAGAGCUUCUUUUAACUUCAGAUUUUCUGUAUUUGUGGCUCUUUUAUCUCAGCCGCGGAGGACAGGAUCAGUUGAGUCACAGUUAGAGCUCUAGCAAGACCAUGUUUAGAGGUCUAGGGAAGAGAGAUUUUUGGUCAUUUCCAUUUGAGUAGUGCUGAAGCUGGGAUUGUGAAGAAUAAUUGGAAGUGUGUUUCAAGAGGGAAAGAUAGUAACUGACUGCAUCAGCAAAGGAUCUUAUUUAAGCCAGUUAUUACAGACGCAAUUCGUGUGAAAGAAUGGCAGCAGUGAGUUCCAUUUGUUGGCCAUCCUGUCAUUUGCAGUUUGGGCAUGUCUGUGCCUAGUGUUCACACCCUUACUAAGGAUAAUUGAACAAGGCAACCUAACCAGUCUCAGCAACCCACUACCAAUGGAUUAUUUGCAGCAAAAAGUUAAUGCAUGAAUGAUGCUUAUCCACCCCCAAGAUAUCUCUAGUCUGUGAGCAUAAUGCCACUAGGAUUACAGUAAAUAGUCUGAGAAUUUCAUACUAUGUAUUUGAACUUUGGGGAAAACAAAAACCAAAAAUACAAUUAUCGAUGUGUCCUUUUGAAACUUGGAUUGUAUCUGAAGAGAAAGCUUUGAGGUGUAUAGCAGAAGGGUGAAGUACUGGUGAAUACAGCUCUACCACUGCCAUUGGUGACAGCAGUAGGUAAGUAAUUUAAUAUGAAGAAUUGAGUAUAUCACAAAGUUAAAAUGUAUUGCUUUAAGCAUAUAGUGUAUUGGGUGCCAAUAUGCUAAAUAAGCACUGCAGUAUUUACUCGGCAUGCUAGUGAUAUCUAUUUACUCGGCAUGCUAGUGAUAUCUAGGGCCAGAAUAUCAAUACUGCAUCAACAACAACAGUCUCACCAAGACAGCAUGGGUGUUUUCUAUGGCAUUCAAUUGGAAUUUUGGUCAAAUGUUCUUGGGAGUUUUCUCUAUAUUUGAUAUAUCUCUUUUAUAGGGUUAAUUAGCUGCCUAUUCUUACCAAUCAUUAGCUGCAAAUACAUACACUAGGAUGGUGCGUGGCCUCAAAAAAGCUUUACUAGGUUGCCAAUGCAUAGAAAAUUUACUGAUGAAGUUGUAAGCAUCAUGUUCUUACCCAAUAUAAAUUAAUGCUAAUUAAUAUAUUAUCCUUUUGAUAAUUGUCCUCAACAAUAAUACCUUGUGCAUGGGUAUGUAGCUACUGCAGUGAGUGCACGCAGCUUUGCUUUGGAGAUAUAAAGGGAAAAUAGUAAGACUGACAAAGAUGGAUACAUCAUCCCAGUCUUUGAUAAAGUCCGCUUUGAUUUUAGCAAGUAUAAAUGGAGCACUUUCUAUGCUGAGAGUAUAUAUACACUGGCAUGGCCUAUUUGUCAGGGUCGCCUAUAUAGCUUUAAAAUAUCUUUUCUGAACUGACUGCUUGUUGUGAAUCAAAAUAUACCAGGAUAUGUCAGAAAUCUUCAAUAGAUAGAAAUGCUUAAUUUUAGGUUGUUGCAUUGGCAUUGUUUACAGGGAUUCAAGUGUGCUGCACUUUAUAUUAUUCCUUUCUGAUGGUUAUUGAAGCGGGAUUAACUUCCCUCAUUCACUUCCAAAUUGGGAGAUGGAAUAGUGUAUAUAGAACCACUGAAUAAUUGACAUUGAGAGAGCUGCUUAUCUAUAUGCUGCAAUGUGUCAAGUCUGAUUGUGGAUGAGUAUGGGUAAUUAGGCUCAGAGUGAGGGCCAUUUGCUCACAUUGGCUUUGCCCUCUACACAAAAAGAGUAGUGAGAAGGAGGUGCAAGUGGGAGAAAGACUGCAGAUUAUGACUGAAAAUAGUUGAAGUCCUGGAAGCUUGUGCUUUUAGGCACUGUUUAGUUUGAGCAAAAGCAGAGAGCAGCUAGAGAGAGACAAAAUGGAUACAGAGGUGAGCUACAUAUGCUUACUAGGUACAUGUCAGGUUUUAUAAUGGGAGGCACUAAAUUCAUAAAUUUUGCUGCAAAAGUGGAUUUUGAUAUGAUUCUGGCAGAGCCUUGAGUUGUUUGUUCAUUCUUCCUGGAGCAACAGGACAUUUUAUACUGAGGUUAUGCUUCUCAACUCUGAAAAGUGCAUUAGCAAGUUGCUGCUGGUAAUUGUUCCCAAUCUCCUGUUACUGUUGGAUUCCAAUGCAAGUUCUUAACUUCCAAUAUUUCAGUGUCGUUAUUUCAGUGUUUACCACUGAUAGUGCUGCUGACAUACAUGGGUCUUACUCACUUUCAAGACCAAUUGGUCUUCAACAGCACUUUAUUCUCUAGAUAUAGCACCUUAUUUCCCUAUUGAUCUCAGUCUUCAUGAAUACUAACCUUAUCAUCUUUGCAUUAAAGCAUCUGGAUUUUGUAUCCCAGCCCUAACAACUUCCAAGAAAACCCACUACAACCUCUGUUGUUUUUCAAAGACUUCCUGCUGUCAGUCGUAACAUUUUUGUUCACAAUGCUGAUCCUGUUGCUUUCUUGUCCUUUAGCCAGUUUAUCUGAAAUUAUUCCAGGCUUACUCUUUUUCCUAUUACACCCAGGAUAUAUAAUGUUCCCUCAGACACCUGUCUUCAAAAUUGAAGAUGACAGCUUAUCUCAUUUCUCAUUGUUCCUGUUUCAAACACCAGGGAUCAGCCAUGUCUCAAUUUUGUCUAUUAUGUAUUUGUCACCUGUUGAGCUGCAACAGUAAGGGGAGUGGAAUGCUUUCCUCGAGCCUCUUGAAUUCAUACUGCAAUGCCUCUCUUUGUGUUUUUAUUUUUAUUUCUUAACAUGCUUGCUCAAUGUAAGACAUCCAUGUUUUACACCUGGUAUCAGUCUGUGGACCUUCCCAUAUAUAUAACAGGGUUUAUAUGUAAAGCUUCCACCACUGCCCAACAAAAAGUGCCUUAUUCCUAAUUUUAAAGAACUCUUCCAUCUAGCACCAACUGUGACAAUUCAAUUUCCCCACACCCUGCAGCCUUAGUGAGUGAGAUUGCCAAUUUAGAGAUGUAUGUGGAUAGCAUAUUAUAGACUAGCAGCCACUGGGAAACUGUUAAAAGCUGCCCAAUCUCCUUUCACUUAGAACCUGACCAGCCAAGAGAGAAGCACCAUUCAACCUAGUUUGAAAUGAAGCCAAAUAUUUGGGUUCUGGGGAUACCUACGCAACUUCCCUCACAAUUCACGUUUUUAUUUUUGUGAACAUCAUUGUUGAAAUUUCCAAUGAAGAAAAUGUGGUUAGUUUGGUCACAUUCAUAGCAUAAGCUAUAGCCUAUUGAUCCCUGGAUCACUGGCCAUGAAAGCCCCUAGUUAUCUGGCCAUGAUUCUCCUCUGCUUCACGGUCCCUGGCUAUCUGGCCUUGAGUCUCCACACCAUGGUCCCUGGCUAUCUGGCCACGAUUCUCCUCCGCUCCAUGGUCCCCUGUUAUCUGGCUACGAUUAUCCGCCCGAUGGUCCCUGGUUAUCUAGCCACUAGUCUCUGGUCCACGGUACUUGGCUCCCUGGCCACGAGUCGAUGCUCCAAGGUCCCUGGCUAUCUGAUAUCACUUGCGAUCAUGAGGCAGCAUACCAAAUUCAGACAGCUUAAGUUGGUGACUUAUCUCGUAUGCAGAGGCAGAUUUUCAUUUGUUAAUUACAAAAUAAAAUGUUUUAAAACCUUUCUUCUGAGUCUUAGCUGCUGGGAGAUUGAUUUUAUGCAUAUUCCUUGGAUUCAGCAUUUUGUUUUCUAAUUCUUAUUGUGUGGCCUAAAGGACUGUAUGGUAUGCAGCCCACAAAAAUAAAGUUUCGACACCCCUGACUUAAUUUAUAUUCGAUGCUCCUGAGAAGUGUACUGCCAGACCAAUGAAGGAAACAGAAUUCCUGCCAGACAGGGUCAUUCUGCAAAUUACAGCACUGAUUUUUGGAUGGAAAUAUAUACGUAGUCAAUUUUUUUUUGUUUGUGUGGUCUUUAAGAUCAACCGUUGAUUACAACGAUAGAGGGAGUCGAAUUUCAAGUGGUUUCAGGUAAUUGUCUACAGACUCUCUCUGUUUAGGAAAAAGGUUUGUAAUGGGAAGCAGGCAUCAUUAAAUCUCUUACUUUCAGUACUGUAUUACUGAUUUGCUGUAUGGAAAUGUACACUCUGCCUAUGCCGUGUUUGCUUUGUACAAUAAAUACUGAAAUAAAUCUACAAACCACA
Carcharodon carcharias (great white shark) is the source of this 7154-nucleotide messenger RNA. RefSeq names its product synaptosome associated protein 47 (gene snap47). Gene Ontology annotation, molecular function: syntaxin binding; SNAP receptor activity. The record is from RefSeq and is a predicted model, not a curated record. Bases 902 to 2161 code for a protein of 419 amino acids. NCBI's taxonomy places the organism in Eukaryota, Metazoa, Chordata, Chondrichthyes, Lamniformes, Lamnidae. Gene Ontology annotation, cellular component: plasma membrane; SNARE complex. The transcript is spliced from 5 exons. Gene Ontology annotation, biological process: synaptic vesicle fusion to presynaptic active zone membrane; exocytosis; synaptic vesicle priming.